AUGCGCAUACUGUCCGGUAUCCUGCCCACCCUUCUAGCCAUUGCAGCUGAAAGCAAAUACAUUGUCCCCGGGGGUAGAUGGUACGACACUGAUGGGACCUUAAUUAGUGCGCACGGAGGCGGGAUUACCUUUGACCAGAAAUCCAGCCUCUUCUGGUGGUUCGGCGAGUAUAAAACAGAAGCACGGCCGGAAGGCGGAGGCGUAUCUGUUUAUAGUUCUAAGGAUUUAAGGACCUGGACAUCAGGGGGACUGGCCCUAGCUCCAAUCGAGGGACAUCCCUAUAUCUCGCCUGAUAACGUAAUCCAGAGACCUAAAGUGGCCUACAGCUCGGAAACUAAUGAUUAUCAUAUGUGGUGGCAUGCCGACAACUCCACCUAUGGGCUCCUUCUUCAAGGGCACGCGAUAUCCUCCAAAAUCGGCGGUCCGUACACUUUUGUUGACGCAACCGCGCCUCUCGGGAACUGGUCACAGGAUUUUGGCAUGUUUACUGAUGACAAGGACGGCCGGUCAUACGCCCUCUAUUCAAAUGGCGAUAGCCAAUUUGGGCGAGAUGUAUACAUCUCAAGAAUGAACAAAAAUCUCACCGCAAUCGAACAAGCCGUCUAUCGAUUCCCGAAAUUCGACCUUGAGGCACCCGCGAUCAUGAAGACAGACAAGAGCUAUUGGGCAUUGAUGAGCCACAAGACGGGAUACAGGCCAAAUAACGUCGUCGCAUUUCGUGCCGACUCACUGAACGGACCUUGGUCCCAGCCAUUUAUUGUUGCUCCUCUAAACACGAGAACCUUUAACUCACAGUCUAGCUCGGUACUCAAAAUUGAAGGGACAAAGAAGACAACGCACUUAUACAUCGGAGACCAAUGGGACUCAAAUUCUGUCUGGGACAGUCGUUAUGUCUGGCUGCCAAUUCAGACUGAUGAAGACAAGAAGACACUAGUGUUGAACUGGCAUGAUAUUUACGAUCUUGACGUAAAAACCGGGGAAUGGAAACCUAUCAAGGGAACAACGUACACAGCAAAAGUUGCGAGGACGCGUGGGGAAGCAUACAAGCAGGAAGCCAACUUCGCUACCGACGGCAUCAUCAUCACAGGAAUAUAUGGAAAUGACAGUACUGUUACGUUUGAGAAUGUCGAGGGAUCAGGAGGUACACAAUGGGUGUCAUUUUACUAUCAAAAUAUUGAUGAUAUGGGAUUCGGCGACCAACCUGGAGGUACCCCAGACAGAAUCGGUGGCUCAUGGCAGCUGCGUCGGAUUGGCAGCGUCAUGGUCAACGGAGAUUCGUCAAGCAUACAAACCUUGUACCAAAGGGAUACACAUAAGGGAAUCAUUCUCUCCACGCCUCUGCAGCUAAAGCUGAAGAAAGGAUACAACACCAUCACUGUCGGGGGCCUCUAUAAUGGGUUUGAUUAUAAGGGCGCGGAUUUGGAUCGGAUAGUUGUGUACCCUACUGAGGGCUAG
Messenger RNA from Penicillium brasilianum, 1455 nucleotides. The record is from the annotation of a GenBank genome assembly. Lineage: Eukaryota; Fungi; Ascomycota; Eurotiomycetes; Eurotiales; Aspergillaceae.